UACUACAGUAUUGGCCAAUACGUGUAAUUCACUACUAUAUGAAAUGUGAUAUACUAUAUUAAAAUCUAUAGUACUAAAAUAUAGUAUUUUAUAUAAUUAAAGAGUGCAGUUAAAUUGCAUCUAAUAUAUAAUGUUUAAUGAAUUUGGACUAGCGCUAGUGGAUUUCUUGUUUUGUUUUAUACAGGACCUGCAUAUCUGCCAUCAAUUUCAAAUGAAGUACAAUUCAAUUCAGUUUCAGUUAUACGUUGUCAUUAAUUAACCAUGCAUUCAUUGAUAUGUUUGUAUUUAUGGACCAUUAGGAGUCCUGAGUUCUGUUAUUACAAUAUUGAGAUUUAGUCAUUUUUAUUUAUUUAUAGGUUGCAUUUUAUCAUCAAAUUAGGGCACUCUAGUGGUUCUGUUUGGAACACAGGAUGUAGAAUCCUCUUUGUGGUUCAGUAUAUAAGAAUGGCUCUUUACAGAACCCAAACAAAAUUCGGCUUCUGGGGGAAAGCCCAUAGUUUCUUUAUAGACAGGGUUCAAAGGGGACUGUGUUGUUUUUAAAGCGACUGUCCAGUCCUCCGUGAUUCCUCUUCCUGCGUACCUCUGGCGCACUCAUUUUAAGAGCACAGCGAGAGAGUAAACAGUUUAGAAUAUGUAUUUUUACGUGGUCGUUAAGUCGUGUGUAGGAUAAUUCGUCUAAUUGUGACAUUAGGUAUUCUCCAACUAAAAAAGAUACCUGGUUCAUUUUAAAUCUAGCUAGCUGUCUUUUGAAUGGUUUGUGCAUGUUUUGAUUGGCCGUUCAAUUGUACCACUAUAUUGUAAUAACUAAACGUGAACACGAAAGAAAGAUGUGUCCAGCGAGAUUAAAAAUACAUUCUCAUGUUUCACUGUUUAACCCACAUUUUUUUAUACACAGUCUUGUAUGAAGGAGUAUAUAUUAUAAUUUAUAAAAGUAUUUUAAAAUGUUCCCAAUAUUUGUGUAGACGGAUAUGAUUGAUCCCGCAGGUCACGGGACACAUGAGAAAGGUUGUGUAGCGCAUCACCAUGGGAACGUAUUUCACGUCUGCAUGCGCUGCCGAAUUCCUCGCCUUCAGCCAAUCAGCUGUAAGCUACAGACCAAUGAGCGCUGCAGCUGAAGAUCAGGUUUACCGCGAAGAGAAAAGCAUUCCUCGAUGGAGGAGGGGCAGUGUAUGUGUAUGUUGUUGGGGGCUGUCGUGUGGGUGUUUGUAAGAACUGUCGAGACAAAGCUAUAUGGAUCCAGGAGACGGUGAUUUAGACCCUGGCCUGUCCCAGCUGGAUACCCCCUGUCUGAUUGUGGAGGACUCCCAGCCUGAGAGCCCUGCCCUGGAGGACGAUCCUGACAGCGGCUAUCGGACCCUGCUGGCUCGGCGCCUCUCCAGCCUGCAGCCCCACAGACACAGCCCCGUGCUGGAGCUGAUUUCUGCACCGCAGGGCAGUAAGGGGCCUAUGGGUGAGGAGUCUGGAGAGGUGCAGAAUGACGGCCACAACGCCUCAGCUACAUUGGAUUCCAGGAAAGGACACAGUUCAGUUGACGAGGAACAUAGUCAAGUAUAUGAAGUGUGUUCCCCUUCCAGUUGCAACAGAGCCCCAGCUCCUCCUAAUAGCCAGCCUGCAGAGGAGGAGAUGGAGGACGGAGCAGAUUCAACGACGCAGCCAGCCCAGGAAAAAGUAGAGAUGUCCCAGCCGAGCUUCGGGUUUCUCGGGAUGUCACAGAGUCAGGAUGUGGACGAGGAGCUUGAGAAGAGUGCAGAGAGUCUGGGAGAGCCAGAGAAGGAAGGGAAGACAGUCAGCGAGGCGGGACAGACAGACAGCCUCGGGAAAGCAGAUGGAGAUAAACGUAGUAUUGGAGGAAACGGUCUGACCUCAACCGAUCGAGAUGAAGCAUGCAAAAGGUCAGAGGUGACCUCCAGCUGUUCCGCUGUGCCAGAGAAAGCGUCUCGUGGGGAAAAGGAAAUGACAAUACACCGCCUGCUGUUGGGGGAGGGGUCGGAGGUCGAGGAUUCACCUGACCAGGAAGAGGAUUCAGAGAUCCUGUCCACUCAGGAGGACAUGUUUGAGCAGGACGCGGCAGGAUCUGGAGUGGACAGCACAGUGUCGGGAUCAGAGAGCCGUUUCACCCCUGUGUCAACCCCUGUUGAGAGCCUGCGACUUCUACACCUCUCUGGACAGACCACCCUGGUGCAGGAGAGCCUCUCACAGAACUCCCCUGAAUUUGUGGCGCCCUCCCAGGACGCUUUUGGCCCAGCGUCCAUCAUUGUCCCGAACUCGCCUACCGAACAAGAUGAUGAUGAACCAAUGGAUACAUCCCUCCCAGCUGAAGAAGCUGACCAAUCAGGAAAGAUGGCAGAGGAGCCAAUGGAAACAGACCAGCCUCCAUCUCGUCUUGAAGAGGCUUCCUUCCUCGGUCCUCAAGCCUCCACCCCAGUAUCGCAGAACUCCCCUGCCUUCGCAAUGGAGCCGUCCCUCUCUGUGCCAACCCAGCCACAGUUUUCACAUGAUGUUUUCGCUCCCACUCAGAGUGUGGAGGGCAGCAGGAGCAGCAGCUCUCCUGAGAGAGCUAGUAAACAGCAGCCACAGCCCCCAGCUGAGGGCCCCUCCAGGCAACCUGAUGCAGAGGCUCCCAAAGACCCUCUGACAGAGGAAAAGAGAACAGACCAGCGUGAGGACUCAGAACCCAGCCAGUCAGAACCCAGUGGGGCAGAGGAGGCAUUCCGAUUGGAGCUUUCUACUAACAGUGAGUGUAGUGUUACCCCCCGGCCCACGGGGGGCGCUGCGGAUGAAGAGGAGGAGGAUGACGAGUCGACACAGAUUGAGGAGCUUAGUGGUGUAGUCGGUGCACCAUCUGGCAACUUGCUACUCUCACAGGGAAGCCUGCACAGUUUGCAGGAAACUCCUGAAAGAGCCGAAACUCCAGCAACAGUUGAACCUAACGAUUGUAACAGCUUAGCAAAACCGCCAGCUAAUGCAGGACCAGCUGUAACAAGCAGUUUGUCGAAAUGUUCGGCAGUUGCUGUACCAACUGACACUAGCUGUUUGCCAAAACCUCCAGUAACAGUAAAACCAACUGACUCUAAGAGUUUGCCAAAAAGUUCUGAAGUGGUGGACUCAGGCAAGACUCACAGUUUGCCGGACGCUGCUGAAAUGUUAGAUGCAACCAAGUCUGUCAGUCUUCAAAAAGCUUCUGAAAUGGGAGCUUUGGACAAGACUAGCAAUGUGCCAAAAUUUCCUGCCCCAGUGUCCUCAGAAACAGCCAUCAGUUUGCCGAAACCUUCUGAAACAGUAGACCUUACAAACACAAGCAGUUCUGAGAAACCAGACACUGUAGACCUAACUCUCACUAGCAGCUUGCCACAGGUUCCUGUAGAAACACUAGACCUAACUAAGACCACCACCAGCGGAUUGCUGCAAGAAGUGCCAGAAUCAGAAGAUAAACCAAGAGCUCCUGGGAUUGUGAAGGGUCUGGAAGCUGAUAGUCCCGCUACAGCCACUCGGGUGCAUGAAGAGCCAAUGGAAAUCCAGGCUGGGAAUGUUGUGGUGUCAUCGGAAUCACAGCCAGAGGCAGCCAUCUCCAGUAAGGCCAGUCAUCAUGAAAUUAGGGAUGAGCCCUUGGAAAAGAGGAGUGAAGAUGUGGUGGAGGAGACACCUGAGGAAGAGCAAGAGAAGAUGGAGGAGGGAGUCGAAGGAUCAGGCCUCUGUCUUGCCUUAUCUCAGAGCCAAGCUCUCUCCCUGGGACCAGAGCCUAUGGAAGAGGAAGAAAAGUCCUCAGAAAGAACUGGGUACCCCAAAAGCACUGAUCAGCCUCCUUGUGUGCAGGAGAGCAUCCUCAAACAGGACAGCAAGGAGGAGAAGAAGAGCGAGACAGAGAACAGCUUUAGUAGCAGUGUGAUUGUAGUGGAGGAGUGCGAGAGAGAAUCCUUUGACAAGGGGAGCGAGAAGACUCCCCAGCAAAGGAAAGGGGAGGCAGGAUCAUCCCAGCCCAUUAUUGUGGAGUCUUGUCCAGAUGAUUCUCCUAGUAUUCUGGAGAUUCCUGAGGAGAAGGGAGGCAGGACCACAAAGAGCUCCCUCGUCCCCACGGCCUCUGCCAGACAGGAUGGGGAGGAGCCAGGGCAGAGCAAGCAGCUGGAGGAGGCAGGGUGUGCCAUAGAGGUAGAAGGUCAGAGAGGGGACAAGAGUCUGAGUGACAGCUCAGGGGAUAUCCCAUUUCAUUUUACUCUUCCCAAGGAAGGAGAGCUGAUUCACCCAGCAGCCAGUGCAACACCUCCACUGAUUGGUCAGCUGAAACAGCGCCCCCGACACAGCACUCCCAUUGAGGUUGGAUCCUGUUCUGACAACGCUGUGGUAACUGGUGAUGUUACCAGGGAGACUGCCAUGGCAACUAGUGACAUCAUGGCUGAGGAGAGUGGGGGUGAGGGGGCCAAACAGGACUCUGCCUCCACCACUGCUGAGCAUGAUGGGAAACUGAGUCUGAGGAUGAAACUCGUGACACCAGUGAAUGAGGAGAGCCUAGAGUCUGCACGUUUCAGUUUGCAAAAGCCGGCACUGUCUCAAGAGGAAGGCUCUGUUGCCACGGCUACCACUGUUGCUAUGGCUGUAACCAGCCCCCAGCGGAGCCAGUCCGUAUUUAGCCGGGUGUGUGAAGCACAGAGACAAGUGGAGGUUGCAGGACCUGGGCACCCCAGCACCCCCACCAGGGGUGACCCCUACCGUACCCCUUGUUCCCUGGACGGAGACGCUGGUCUGGAGGGGCAGAGGGCUCAGAGGCUGAAGCAGAUCUCCCGCAGUCACGCCUUGACCUCUCGGUCCUCGCUGGACAUCGGCCAGUCUGGGGGGACCCCACAGAGGGAGGAGGAGCCUGGCUCGGGAUCGGAGGGCAGUCAAGGUCACUCGGGGGUCAGCAGCAGUCAGAGCCUGCCCAAGGAGAGGGCGAUGUGGGCGAGCCGCAGGGUAAAGGAGAUCCAGACAGAAGCCCUGACACCCAGGCCAGUGGAGGAGGCUGCCACUCAGACAGAGAGACUGGGGCUCCCUGAGAAGCAGGAGGAGGAGGAGGAGGAGGAAGGGGAGGAGGAGGAUGACGACGAUGAUGAUGAAGGAGAUGCCCUGGAGAGAUGCAGCGCAGCAGUGCAGACUGACAGCCCAGCCAAGAGCCAGCUGCGCUGCAGAGCAGUGUCCCAGCAAACAAGCUUUGAGUCAAGUGGCCCCCAGAAUCUACAGAGCAGGCUUCGUCAGAGAGCCGUAUCCCAGCAGACCAGCUUUGAGGCGGGCAGCACUCAGAGUCUACAUGACAAGGGAGAGUUGGAGUUGCCCCUGCCUCAGCCAGUUCCGGGUCACUCUGUCCGGAGACACGUGAGGACAAUCCGGGAGGUGCGAACCAUCGUGACGCGCAUCAUCACUGAUGUAUACUACGAGGACGGGAGGGAGGUGGACCGCACUGUCACUGAGGAGUCGGAGGAGCCGGUUGUCGACUGCCGUGUCCUGGAGAGUGAUGCCUCCCCGUCUCGCACUGGCGGCUCCAUGACCUCCGGUGACCUGGGUGAUGUCAGCUCCCUGUCCUCCAAGACGCCCAGUCUGCAGCGCAGCUCCAGUGGUGCCAGCAGCGGGGGGGCCGGGACGGCCAGGACAGCGGGGAGCGGUGACACCGCUGGGAAGUUUGUUAUUCCCCUGGGCCGUGGCACACCCACCAGGCAUGCCAACCAGCAGAAGGCAAGUGCACAGAUGCCAGAGGGCCCCGAGGGGACAGUGGCGGGCAGGGAGGAAGGAGACAGAGCGCCCGGGACGCCCCGCGGCAGGGGGAGACGAGGCCGACCCCCGUCCCGAACCUCCCUCUCCAGGGAGUGUGUGGUUCCUGCGCAGAGGGAUGGCGGCCCUAACCCAGCCAGCUCUUCCUCUGAAGAGGAGGCCUAUACCCGGGUAUGUGUCCGUCCGGAGCAGCCCCCUGCCCACUCUGCCGAGCUGUCCUCCCCACGAGGGACCUUACGGCGCUCCGACUCCCCUGAGCUCCCCUUACUGCAGCCCCAGUUCCCCGAUACCAGUGGCGGCAGCUCCGGCAGCUCCUUUGUAGGGCUGCGUGUCGUCGCCAAGUGGUCUUCUAAUGGGUACUUCUACUCGGGCUGCAUCACCCAGGACACGGGCGCCGGGCGCUUCCGCCUGCUCUUCGACGAUGGCUACGAGUGCGACGUGCUGGGCAAGGACAUCCUGCUGUGUGACCCCAUCCCCCUGGAGACAGAGGUGACUGCACUGUCCGAUGAUGAGUACUUCAGUGCAGGUGUGGUGAAGGGUCACAAGAAGGAGGGUACAGACUUUUAUUACUGCGUGGAGAAGGAUGGGCAGCGCAAGUGGUACCGCAGGAUGGCAGUGAUCCUGUCUCUGGAGCAGGGGAAUCGGCUGAGGGAGCAGUUUGGACUGGGACCAUACGAGCCUGUCAUGCCCCUUACCAAGGCCUCCGAUAUCAGCCUGGAUAACCUGGUGGAGGGGAAGCGAAAACGUCGUGGGAACGCAGUGGGUUGCGGGACCCCCACCCGGGGGGCAGCCGACAGCCCGAGAGGCCCGGGAUACGCAGGGAAGAGGAAACUGAUCAGCUCAGAGGACGACAAAUCCCCAGCCAAGCGUGGACGCAAGUCAGCCUCUCCCAAAACCGCAGGGCGUCGUGGGGAGCUGUGUGGCACCUCUGAGAGCGGUGGCGAGCUGCCCUCUGACCCUGCUGACCUAGUGGAGACGCACGGGCCCCUCCCCCGCAGCGCCUCUCUCUUCCUGGGGUACGCCUUCCUGCUGACUGCUUCCUCCGAGACUGACCGUGAGACCAACCACCCGGGCAGCGAGGGUGAGGACGAGUAUGUGGAGACAGCCCCCUACAACAAGCGCUACACUGAGAGCCAGCUGAGAGCCGGGGGAGGAUACAUCCUGCAGAACUUUAACGAGGGCCAGUGUAACGCAGCCUAUCAGACCCUCUUGAUCGCGGACCAGCACUGCCGCACCCGGAAGUACCUGCUGUGCCUGGCGAGCGGCACCCCCUGCGUGUCACACCUGUGGGUGAGGGACUCCUGCCACACCAACCAACUGCUCAACUUCAGGAGCUACCUGCUGCCAGCCGGCCUCGGGCUGCAGGAGAACAGCAUUGUCGAUUGGCACCCUCGAAGGAGUCCGUUCCAAUCCCUGAAGAUCCUGUUGGUGUCAGACCGGCCCCUGGAGCUCUGGGCUGACCUUCUCAUGAUGGGAGGAGCCUCCUCCGUGCGGCAGCACAAUGCAGCCACACAAAACCAGGAGGUUGCGGUGGGCGUGUUUGACCUCGUCGUGACGGAUCGCUCGUGCCCUGCCUCGGUGCUGAAGUGCGCGGCGGCGCUGGAUCUGCCGGUGGUGUCUCCGGAGUGGAUGAUCCAGAGUCUGAUCGCCGGGGAGAGACUGGGCUACACCACGCACCCCCAGUACAAACACGACCACACUGCCACCUAACACUAUCACCCCACAGCCGACCGCUUUUAACCCCCUUUUAGAGCCUUUUAAAUGUUCUGUGUUUGUAACCGUACUUGUGCAUGCUUUACCUGUAUAUAGUUUUAUCCCUCGCGAUUUUUAUGAAGAAAUAAAUUGUGAUUGUUUCAUUCUA
Acipenser ruthenus (sterlet) is the source of this 7597-nucleotide messenger RNA. Its product is annotated as TP53-binding protein 1-like. Gene Ontology annotation, cellular component: nucleus. Gene Ontology annotation, biological process: DNA damage checkpoint signaling; positive regulation of transcription by RNA polymerase II. The record is from RefSeq and is a predicted model, not a curated record. Lineage: Eukaryota; Metazoa; Chordata; Actinopteri; Acipenseriformes; Acipenseridae. Gene Ontology annotation, molecular function: histone binding. The transcript is spliced from 29 exons. The coding region runs from base 1231 to 7446 and encodes 2071 amino acids.